UCCAAGCUUUGUUUAUUUACAAAAUAUUAUGGGCUAUUUUAAUUUUACUCUUUACCAUCGAAAUCAAUACAAUCAACUACAACCAUUAGAAGACCACCAACCUCAUAUUAAUCAAACUUUACCUCAACAAUUUGAAGAUGAACCUGGAGAAAUGGAAUAUGAUGAAAAUUAUCAUAUGGAGUUUGAUCAACAUGUUAAUUUAAAUGGAAAUGGAACAAUUUAUAUUUUUUAUUUUAUUAAAUAUUUGAGGGGAACAAAUAUUGAACAAGUAGCUUAUAGCGAAAAUCACACAAUAAUUCCAAAUCAGAGAAUUGUUUGUUUAGAACAGUCAAUAUUGCAUAGAUCUGUUGAUGAAGAUAUUAUUAGAAUAUUUCAAAACAGAACACAACCAUAUAAUAUUAACAAUUAAAAAUAAAAUAAUGUGAAAUUGUGUUUAAAGGAAAAUAAUUUUGAAAAUUUAUUAAAGUGAAGCAAUUAAAGAAUAAAUAAAUAAUAAAUAUUGUUGAAAUUAUGGGGAUAUGAAACCGAUCCAAUUUUAAUUCCAACCCAAGCCUUCAAUUCCUCUUAUCCUCUACAUCCGUCUUAAUCCUCACAAAUCCCCGGUUCUUCUCACAGAUCCCUCGAUAUCUCCGCAAAAUUUUUCUAAUUUCUGUAUAUCCUUCAUUUCUCCCCAAAUCCCUCAAUAUCUCUGUUAAUCUC
Meloidogyne enterolobii is the source of this 699-nucleotide messenger RNA. NCBI's taxonomy places the organism in Eukaryota, Metazoa, Nematoda, Chromadorea, Rhabditida, Meloidogynidae. The record is from the annotation of a GenBank genome assembly.